CCUGUGACCAGGACCCGCUCUCCACACCUGACACCAUGACCCACUCCUGCUGCUCCCCUUGCUGCCAGCCCACCUGCUGCAGGACCACCUGCUGCAGGACCACCUGCUGGAAACCAGCCUGCAUCACCAGCUGCUGCAGCGCCCCCUGCUGCCAGCCCAGCUGCUGUGGCCAAACCAGCUGUGGCUCAAGCUGCUGCCAGCCCUGCUGCUGCCCAUCCUGCUGUCAGACCACCUGCUGCACGACCUGCUUCAAGCCCAGCUGUGUGACCAGCUGCUACAGCACCCCUAUCUGCCAGCCUAGGUGCUGCGUGUCCAGCUGCUGCCAGCCCACCUGCUGCCAGCCCAGCUGCUGCCAGCCCAGCUGCUGCCAGUCCACCUGCUGCCAGCCCAUCUGCUGCCAGUCCACCUGCUGCCAGCCAGCCUGCUCUGGACCUGUGUACUGCACCAGAACCUGCUACCACCCCACCUGUGUCCACCUGUGCAGCGGCCUCCCUGAGAGCUACGGAUCUGGCUGCUGCCAGCCCUGCAGCUGCUGAUCAGCUCCUCAAAAGGCCACCGUCUGCAUGUGACAAGCUCUGCCACAUGACUUACCCAUUAGGAACAAAUGCGCUUCUGAGCCACCAUGCGUUCAUCAAAAUUUCUGUUACUUGACUGCUUGUUUUGCAGCCCUUGGGAACCAGCUGGAGUGUUUCCAGAGUACUUAAUCCUAACUUUCUUCUUUCCUGACCCUGGCGAAUAAAAAGCAUCCUUUUCUAUCCUCAGUUUGAAGAUGUGACCUCAGCCCUGGCUCCUAAGUCAGGAUCCAAACUCUCUCCCUAACCUGAAGGAUCCUCAGAACUUUCCCAUACAUUUCUGGAACUGAUCAAUAAUCCUCAGAUUUGCUCUCUUGACAUUCUCAUGCUUUCUUUUGUCCUGCUUUCUUUUCAUACUCACUUCGAAUUAUCACUCAGAUCGCGCUAGUGGCAAGAACUUUUCUGCCCUUUCAGUUCUUUUUAUCUAAAGCUUUAAAAUAAAUUCUGAACUACUUUUCA
Molecule: messenger RNA, 1031 nt
Organism: Cavia porcellus (domestic guinea pig)
Lineage: Eukaryota; Metazoa; Chordata; Mammalia; Rodentia; Caviidae
Product: keratin-associated protein 9-2-like
Exons: 1
Coding region: 36-536 (166 amino acids)
Cellular component (GO): keratin filament
Source: RefSeq, a predicted model, not a curated record